AUGGCAGACGCAGACGAGGACUUGAUUCGCACCCCCGAAAAUGUCUCUACACAGCCCGAGGUCGAUCUAUCCGAUGAGACGCAGGACUUCCGCUUCUUAAACCACUUAAACUUCUUUGCCGAUUCAUCACCCAGUAUUCCGCGCCGCGGCGAGAAGGACUUCGAGCCCAAUCCGACAGAACUUCAAGCCGAUGUACUCUCCGCUUCGCGAGGGGCCAUGCAUAAUGCACUCUCAUAUCCCCGUCUCCACGCUACCAAAACUCGGAUCAUAGCUUUCUACGCACCCGAUGGGUAUGUUCCUCCAGCUCAACCUGAUCGCGCGACACCGAAAGCUGGCGGAGAAGACGGCAAGAGCUUGGAGUCUUCUCCCACCCCCGUGAGGCCUUUGCCCAAUUCCGCCAGGAUAUCCCCCGACGCAUGUGUCUACGUGCCCAGCCCAAAGGGUCAAUUUUUUAAGACAAUGGGCCAGGCAGACUCGUCAAGCCGUGUCUGGCUAUUGCCAGAGGAAGCCUUGUAUCUCAUCGAGCGAGGAAGUCUAGAUAUCAGAUGGCCUAGCUCGUCUGGGUCUACCGCGGGUUCAGGGGAAGAAGACCUCUCGGUUCCUAUGAGCGUGCAGGCUGCAUAUGCAUGCUUCAUGGGGCGUGGUGGACUAACGCUGGAGCGUUAUUCCGUUUAUACUAGUCUCAGGCGCCUGGGUUAUGCGCUGGUUCGAGCGCCUGGGUGGUACGAUGACAUGGAGCAGCCGGAUUCGGAUGUCACAGAUGCUAGUGAAAGAAUAUCACCCAAGUUUCAUGGUCCCGGUCUGGCGGGUUUGCUUGGGUUAGUUUUCAAUUGGAUCCAUGACCCUCACUCGACGGCCUCUACGGCAACUGGCCCAAUCAUCGGCACUGGCAUUCACCGUCAUUACAUGGAUGUAUACCGCAAGCUCGCCAUCAUUCCAUGGUACGACCCAGUCACCGCGCCGGAAAGACACCCCUCUGAUACCACACCCCCCUUCCGCGUCGUGUUCCAUAUUUACAAGCCCUCAACUCCCUUCAAAAAGUCCGCACUUCCAACUCCAGACUUCCGCAUCGCGGUCGUCAGCACACGCGACCAAACCACCAUGCCCACUAUGACACAACUCGGUGCCUUGCUCGAAAGCACGCCACUUGACCCCCCGCGCGGGGAGAAAAUGGACCGUAUGAUGUACAUGAGACUCCGACAUGGAUAUCGUAAUGUGGUCAUGGCUGUCGUUGAUCAGGGUGUGAUCAGUUACUUACGAAUUGCUGAUUCGGCGUUCGGGAAGGAGAAGCUUUAUGAGAACAAGGGUGGACCUCAAGGUCCUAAGCGGAAUCGAGCAAACCAGAAGCCGAGGAAACGUUGA
Penicillium digitatum Pd1 is the source of this 1362-nucleotide messenger RNA. RefSeq names its product tRNA-splicing endonuclease subunit SEN54 family protein. NCBI's taxonomy places the organism in Eukaryota, Fungi, Ascomycota, Eurotiomycetes, Eurotiales, Aspergillaceae. The record is from RefSeq and is a predicted model, not a curated record. Gene Ontology annotation, cellular component: tRNA-intron endonuclease complex. Gene Ontology annotation, biological process: tRNA-type intron splice site recognition and cleavage.